This is a messenger RNA of Paramecium tetraurelia, 1569 nucleotides long. RefSeq lists its product as uncharacterized. The transcript has 5 exons. NCBI's taxonomy places the organism in Eukaryota, Ciliophora, Oligohymenophorea, Peniculida, Parameciidae. The record is from RefSeq and is a predicted model, not a curated record.
AUGGGUGGUUGUGGAUCGAGAGAAAAAGAGUUGAGAGAGAAGGUUGGAUUUUCUUAAAGUGAUUAUGAUUAUGCACUAAAAAAAUUUAGUAAGAUGACAAAACAAAAACCAGGGAAAACAGACGAACAUUUUAGUUUUGAAGGGUUCAAGCAAUAUUUCACAGAGAAUCCAGUGUUAGCAUAAAAGCUGUACAUUUUCAUGAGAAACUAUGGGGGCUAAAGUUAUGUAGAUAGCCUUACUUUUCUCACAGUUGGUAUUUAAAAAAUAGGACUUUUAGUUGAUUUAUUUACAAGGGUUUCAAUGAAGUUAUAGAGCUAACUCAAGAACUUAGAUAUAUAUGCACUAUUCACCUUGGUAUCUUUGUCAUGUCCUGACAUUAUGCAAAGAGAUACAUUCAAUUUAAAUAAUGUAUACAAAAUAAGUGUGAGUUAUUCAAAUGCAGUUAAACUAUUUAAAGUAUACAAAAUUAUUGAUUAUUAGGAACUCAUCAACAUGCAGAGUGAUAAGGGAGAUAUUUUGUGUCAUGAUGAUGAUCAAGCACCAAUUUUAAUAAUAAAUAGCAUAUUUGAAAAUCAUUCCAUAUUGAAUUAUAAAGCAUUUAAUGAUAAAAUUAAAUCAGAAACUCCUCUUAUUUCUAAGAUCGUUAAAAAUUAUAUCGCAGGAAAAUUUAUUAACAAAGCUUUGAGGAAUUAAUUACCAAAAUUGAAUCCUAGUGAACUUAUGAAUAAAUAACUAAUAGCAUUACUUAAUUUGAGUGUACCUUGGUUUUAGAAAUGCAUAGCACUUAAUCAGAUGUAUAAAUAUGAAUUGGAUUCUGGACAGCAAUAUAAUUUUAAUGUCUUAGGAAAUUGUUUACUUUAAGCUAAAGGGCCAAAUAUGAUUUUGUUUAGACAUUCCCAAAAAGAUAAAGAUGGAGAUAAAUAAGAGAAAUACGUAUUUGGUUAUUUCUCACCUUCGUAAUGGAGAGUUUCUCCUGAUAUAUCUGGAAAUAAGGGAUCAUUCAUAUUCUCCAUCCAUCCCAAAUUCAAAAUCUUCUCAACUAAUGGUCAAUAAUAAAGUAAAUUUGCUUUGCUCGUUCCAAUAAUUACUAAGAGACAAAGCCAAACUCUCCAUUCCCCACUUAGAUAAGGGCCAAAAUAGCCUGGACUAGGUAUAGGAGGUAGUGGGUAUGAUCAUCACAGAAUUUGGAUAGAUGGUAAAUAACUCUAAGCAAGUAGACUUGUGGAAGAAGACAAGACAUUUUAAAGUGGUUAGAUAUUACCUGAAGACAUACAUUUACUUAAUAUUGAUUUGAUAGAAAUUUGGGAUCUCUAAUUAAGUACUGUAGGAUAAGGCACUUCUUAUUUUAAAUCAGCAUCCCCAUAAAUACAUUUUAGUGAGGAUGAGAAGAGGGUUAACUAAACUUAAUUGAGGGAUUUAAUUAUUAAUUUGAAUCAACAAUAAGGGAGAAAUGAUUAUGUAUUAAAUGCAUUUAAUAGCUUUUAGAGAAGAGAUACAAAGGAAUUUUAGACUAGCAAUCCUUUACUUCCCAUAAAUGAAGAAGAAGAAGAAAAAUAAUAAGCAAAGUGA